AUGCGAAUUUUUGCUUUGUUUUUAAUAUUUCUUAUUUACGUAAUAAAUAAAACAUACUGUUACGAUGUAAUAGCAAAUAAUACAAAAUUUUUAUUUAAUAGAAAACCAGAUGUAAAUAAGUUUGUGUUCAAUAAAGAUGAUAUACAUAAGGAUGAUAAGAUAGAACUCAAAAUACAUGAACAUAAUAACAAUAACUUAGAAUUUGUAACUAAUUUUUUUAAAAAUGAAAAUGAAAGUAAUAAUAUAACUUAUAAUAAUCAAAUAUAUGAUGAUAAUAAAAGCUCAAAUAAUUAUGACAUAAAUUAUUUUGAUCUACUUAAUAAUAACAGUAAUAAUGACAGUGGUAGAAAUAACAUAGACAGUUAUAACAAUAAUUUGGAUGAUAAUAAUGAAAAUAAUAAUAAUGGAAAUAAUAGAAAAAAGUUAUUUAAGUUAGCUGUUGAAUUAAAAAACGGUUCAAAAAAUGUAAAGAAAAAUAUUAAAAAAAGCAUAAAAAUUUUUAAAGAAUUAACACACGUUGAAGAUGAUAUAGCAUCUUCCUCUUUUUAUGAAUUGGGAAAAAUAUUUUUUAUAGGAUAUAAGAAUCAUUUUUUUUAUUACAAAAGAAAUUUAAGUUUAAGCUUAUAUUAUUUAAAUAAAUCAGCAAAAAUGAAAAAUGCAGCAGCCUUACACUUUUUAAGUUUUAUUUAUUUUUUUGAUUUCCACGAAAUAAGAAAAAGAAAUGAUAGCAAAAAAGAAUCAAAAAAUAAAAUGAAUAAUUCCCAAAAUAAUUUAAGUUACAUAAAAAAAUCUAUUGAAUACGAAAUCAUUGCAUCUUUGUUAAAUUAUACACCAUCAAUUUUAAGUUUAGCAUAUAAAUACUUAUAUGGAAUAAAUGUAAAGCAAAAUUGUAAUAAAGCAAAAAAUUAUUAUAAAACAGUCGCUGAAAAUGUCAUGAAUUCCGAUUAUAUAAAUAUUCCCUUAUCAGAAUUAGAUAUUUUGAGUGUUGAAAAUUUAAAUAUUCAUAAUGAAAUAAACAAUUUGCAAAAUAAUGAAGAAGAAAUUUUAGAAUUUUUAAAUGAACAAAUUAAAGGAGGAGAUGUAAUGGCUAUGUAUGACUUAGGGAAAAAAUAUAAAGAAGAAAAAAAUUAUAAAAAAGCAUUCCAAUAUAUUAAUGAAGCAUCAAAAAAAAAUAAUAUACUAGCUCUUAAAGAACUAGGUAUUAUAUAUUUAUAUGGAAAUGGAACUGAAAGAGACAUAAAAAAAAGCAUAGAAAAUUUUUCAAAAGCAGCAGAAGCAGGAGAUGUAGAAUCUAAAUGUUAUUUAGGAUAUAUUUAUUAUUUCAUUGAUGAUUAUAAAAACUUAAAUUUAUCCUUAAAAUAUCUAAUUGAAGCAGCAAAUCAUGACUAUGGAGAAGCAUUUUUUUUUCUAGCUGAAAUUAUUUUGGAUAUAUCAAUUCAGAAACGUUAUAUCUCAGAUUCCAUUUAUAAAAUUGUGUUUAAAUUAUAUGAGCAUUCAGCUGAUUUGGGGUAUAUACAAGCAUAUUUCCGAGAAGCUCAAUUGUAUGAUAUUGGAAAAGGAGUUAAACAGUCGUGUUUAAAUGCAACACUUUCUUAUAAAUUUAUUGCCGAAAGCACUCUUUGGAUAAAUAAAAUAAGACAAGGUAUGAAUUAUUAUUUAGAAAAAGAUUACUUGAAUGCUUUUUAUACUUAUGCGCUAGCCGCAUAUGAGGGUUAUGAGGUCGCUCAGAAUAACUUAAUUUAUAUUUAUAAAAAAAAUAAAUUAGAUAAAUAUAUAAAAUUAGAUAAAAUUAUGCAAAUUUUAAAUUUAUUAUACAAACAAGGUAAUUAUAAAGUAUUAUAUGAAAUUGGUGAAAUAUAUAAAAAACAAAAUAAUGAAAAAUUAUCUAUUUCUUAUUAUAAAAUGGGAUUAAAAAAAGGAGAUUUGAGAAACUUAUUACCUUUAUCUAUUUAUUAUGAAAAAAAUAAAAAAAACGAUAGGGCUUUAAAAUAUAUAAGCUAUUUCAUAAAACAAAAAAAAAGAGAAAAAGAAGCAAGUAACACAAAAACAGAAAAACUAAAAAAUAUAAUAGGAAACUCAUUAUUAUAUUUUCGUAAAUAUAAAUUAUUUUUUAAAAAUUUGUUUAACCUAAAAAAAAAAAAGAAAAAUUAA
Plasmodium relictum is the source of this 2151-nucleotide messenger RNA. RefSeq names its product ubiquitin-protein ligase, putative (gene HRD3). NCBI's taxonomy places the organism in Eukaryota, Apicomplexa, Aconoidasida, Haemosporida, Plasmodiidae. Bases 1 to 2151 code for a protein of 716 amino acids. Gene Ontology annotation, molecular function: protein binding. The record is from RefSeq and is a predicted model, not a curated record. The transcript has 4 exons.